AUGGCGACAAUGCUGAGAAUAUUUCCGACAAGUCCCAAGACAGCAAUGAUAGGACUCACCAGUACAGCGAUACAAACACUGUAUGCACCUUGUUAUACUGAGAACCUUCACGUGCACAAAGUCCGCCACAAGACCACAAAAAGACCUCAACAAGAGCUUAACAAGACCACGACAAGACCACAACAAGACCUCAACAAGACCACGACAAGACCACAACAAGAUCACAACAAAGACCACAACAAAGACCUCAACAAGACCACAACAAAGGCCACAACAAGACCACAACAAGACCACAACAAGACCUCAACAAGACCACAACAAGACCUCAACAAGACCACAACAAAGACCACAACAAGACCUCAACAAGACCUCAACAAGACCACAACAAGACCUCAACAAGACCCCAACAAGACCACGACAAAGACCACAACAAGACCUCAACAAGACCUUAACAAGACCACGACAAGACCACAACAAGACCUCAACAAGACCUCAACAAGACCACAACAAGACCACAACAAGACCCCAACAAGACCCCAACAAGACCUCAACAAGACAAGACAUCAACAAGACCUCAACAAUACCCCAACAAGACCUCAACAAGACUUCAACAAGACCUCAUACUUACCAUGA
Molecule: messenger RNA, 633 nt
Organism: Biomphalaria glabrata
Lineage: Eukaryota; Metazoa; Mollusca; Gastropoda; Planorbidae
Product: salivary glue protein Sgs-3-like
Exons: 2
Coding region: 1-633 (210 amino acids)
Source: RefSeq, a predicted model, not a curated record